Messenger RNA from Zingiber officinale, 2942 nucleotides. RefSeq names its product pentatricopeptide repeat-containing protein At5g02830, chloroplastic-like. The record is from RefSeq and is a predicted model, not a curated record. The transcript is spliced from 12 exons. NCBI's taxonomy places the organism in Eukaryota, Viridiplantae, Streptophyta, Magnoliopsida, Zingiberales, Zingiberaceae. The coding region runs from base 78 to 2618 and encodes 846 amino acids. Gene Ontology annotation, molecular function: protein binding.
GGAGACGACUGUCGGAUUAUGAUACGACGAUAAAGUAGGCUUCUCGCUCCGCUCACUGUCCGCCGACUGCGGCGAUAAUGUCCUCCCUCGCCGCCGUCUCCGCUUCCUCUUCCGCCGUCCUCUCUUCCACCUCAGCCGCUUCCAACAGGAAGCCCUCCCCUCCUCGCAGCCGCAAGCCACCGCGCCGCCCUGCCAAGAAACCCCUACUCGCCGAUGUCCGCCUCGCCGCCCCUCGCCACAACAAUGACUCCGACGCUCCUGACCGUCACCUCCUCAAGCACUAUGCUAGCCUCGCCUCGAAGCUCGCCAAGAGCGGCAAGCUUCGGGAUUUCCUGAUGAUUGCCGAAGGCGUCAUCGCCGCUGGAUUCGCCCAAUUCGUCGUCCGCAUCGAUCCGAGGAUGAUUUCCGAAGGGAUCGUUUGUCUCCUUCGCGACGGCAGUCUCGCGGAGGUUGUUGAGUUCGCCAGCGAAGCGGAGAGGAUUGGGCUCUGCCUUGCCUCACUCUUUGAUGAAUCGGCCCUGGAAGCUUUGAGAUUAGAAUGUCGCAGGCUACUGGACGAUGGAAGGCUAGAGCAAUUUGUAGAGUUGAUGGAGACUCUUGCAGGUUAUCAGUUCACUAUCAAAGACAUUGUAGAUCCAGAAUACGGAUUGAGCAAGAUAAUUCAACGAGGUGAUCCAGAAUUGGCUGUAAGGUAUGCAAGUGUGUUUCCCCAUUUUCAACUUUUGUUCUGCUCAAUAUUAGAAAAAUAUGGGAAGAAGCAAGACAUUGUUUCAGCUACAAAAGCUUUUGAAAUUUUCAAGAAAAAAUCAGGUGGACUUAACAUGUUUGCUUGGCGAGCUAUGAUUGAUCUUUGUGGGCAUUGUGGUGAUUUCUUGAAAUCUAGAAGCAUAUUUGAGGAGUUGCUCACUAAGAACAUUAUGCCAAAUAUUUAUGUUCUCAACAGCCUAAUGAAUGUGAAUGCACAUGAUUUGAGCUACACCUUCCAUAUUUACAAGCGUAUGCAAGAUCUAGGAGUAACUGCAGACGUGACAUCCUACAAUAUCCUUUUGAAAGCGUGUUGUAAUGCAAAAAGGGUGGAUUUGGCUCUAGAGGUGUAUGAGGAAAUAACGCUUAUGGCUUCAAAAGGAGCACUUAUAUUGGAUGUAUUUACAUAUAGCACGAUGAUAAAAGUGUUUGCAGAUGCAAAAAUGUGGCAGAUGGCAUUGCAUAUAAGAGAGGAUAUGCUUUCUGCUGGUGUGGUUCCAAAUAUAGUUAUUUGGUCAACAUUACUUAGUGCUUGUGCCAAUGCUGGGCUCGUUGAUCCUGCCAUUCAGCUAUUUGAGGAGAUGCUUGUGACAGGCUGUGAACCUAAUGCACAGUGUUGCAACACUCUUCUGCAUGCUUGUGUGGAGUCAUGCCAAUAUGAUAGAGCAUUUCGAUUAUUUUAUACAUGGAAAGAAACUGGAUUCAAGAUUUGCUUUUUUGAUAAAAAGCUGAGAUAUUAUUCUAGAGUUAUUUCCUCAGGAAUGAACAAUAGGGAUGGAACUAUUUCAUCUAAAUUGACAUCUAUGCAAGAUGGUGGGCCUUCUUUGUUGAUGGUGGUUCCCUUUAAACCUACAGUACCAACUUUUAAUAUUCUGAUGAAGGCUUGUGGUUCUGAUUUCUAUCGUGCAAAAGCUUUGAUGGAUGAAAUGAAGACAAUUGGUCUUACUCCCAACCAUAUAAGUUGGUCUACGCUGAUUGAUAGUUAUGGUGCUGCUCAUAAUUUAAGUGGUGCUAUGCAGGCAUUUAGAGCUAUGCAAGAUGGUGGAAUGAAACUUGAUGUUGCUGCUUAUACUACUGCCAUCAAGGCAUGUGUUGAAAACAAGAAUUUGAGAGUAGCGUACUCUUUAUAUGAAGAAAUGAAAAGAUAUCAAAUACAACCAAAUUUGGUGACUUAUAAUACCAUGUUAAGAGCUCGAGACAAGUAUGGAUCUUUCGUUGAGGUUCAACAAUGCCUAGCAAUAUAUCAAGAUAUGCGGAAAUCUGGAUACAGAUCUAAUGAUUAUUAUCUGAAGGAAUUGAUUGAGGAGUGGUGUGAAGGAGUAUUGUGCUCCCAAUGUCAAAGCCAUAAACUACCAAUACGGGAUACUGGCAAUGAAACUAACUCAAGGAAAUGCAAUAAUUUACUUUUAGAAAAAGUAGCACUGCACUUGCGAAGAGAUAUUGGUGACAGACAAGCUAUUGACAUUCGAGGGCUUACAAAGAUUGAAGCUCGGAUUGUGGUUCUCUCAGUUCUUCGGAUGAUCAAGGAGAGCUAUUUGCUCGGAAAAGCAAUUCAAGACGAUAUGAUCAUCAUCACGGAUGUAGUCGAUAAAGGAGCAGCCAGGACCUUGACGAGUCACAAUCUGGAUGUGCAACGGUGUAUAGUCAAAGUACUGCAAGAAGACUUGAGCUUUGACUUGAGAACAGGACACGGUGCCCUUGAUGAUCCCUUCAGUAAGCCGUCCACCGUUCUUCGCCCUCCUGAAGCUGUCAAAGGUUUCAAGUUUCAAGCAAGGAGGCCACAAAAUACAGGAAUGAUAAAGGUCACGAAAGAGUCCCUUCUUGGCUGGUUACAGAGGAAAGACCAUCGGUCAUCACCAGAAGGCUCAUCUUGAAAGACCCAAAAAAAAAAAAAAAGUGGGUUUUGCACGAAGAAGCAUUGCCUUGUCAUCAAACGGCCAAGAUUAAAUGCUGCACGAUCCAGUGGUUGUGCAGGUUCUAGGUUGAUCGAUGGCCAUCUCCUUUUGAAGUUUUGAUUCGGUAAAAUUAUUCAAAAUAUACGAGUGUUAUUUGUUUUUUUAUAAAGUUGACAAAUUAUAUUUAUUGAUAUUCAUAAAAAAAAACAGCGCGUUGAAUUUGCUAAGUCGAGGACGGUAUAGCUUUUCUUUUACAAAUAUAAAUAAUGUGUGCUAUAUCUGUUAAUAAAUAUAUUAGUGUUA